UUUCAAUCGCUCUUCCAGCCAAAGUAUGGUUCGCAUCACUUCGUACGGACGAAGCGCGCGGCGUCGGACCAUCCUGAACCUGGCGCGAGGCUUCUAUGGUCGCGCCAAGAACUGCUACUCGAUUGCCAUCCAGCGCGUGCACAAGGGUCUCCAGCACGCAUACAAGGGCAGGAAGCUCAAGAAACGGACCAUGCGUCAGAAUUGGGUCGCGCGUAUAGGCGCCGCAGUACGGGAAUAUGGCCUGUCGUACUCGCGCUUCAUGCAUGGCCUGGUCCUCAUGAACUGCCAGAUUGAUCGCAAGGUGCUGUCCCAGCUGGCCAUCUAUGAGCCAAUGUCCUUCCGCUCGCUCGUCGACAUGGCGGCGCAGCUCUCCGUCCAGUCACAUCCGUCCGUCCACCGUACAACCAACCUGCACCAGCUUGGCAACGUCCGGAACUUGCUCGGUCUUGACAAUAGCACCGCUAUCGUCAGUCCUGCUCGUCUGAUGCGCAAAAGCUCGUCGUUCCUGCAUGCUGCGACGGCCGAGUUUGUGAAGCAGGAGGCAGGCGCCAGUGCUGCCACAGCCACCGUCUCCAAGCCAUCAACGUCUCCUGCGUCGCCUCGAAGCAAACCCACAUCAUCAAAAACCUCUGCUGCACCACCAUCAUGAUGUCGGAAUUGUGCUAGAAACGCAGUAGUAGACAACAAAAGAAAAAUACAUUUGUACAAGAAUCAACGAGCAUCA
Molecule: messenger RNA, 724 nt
Organism: Capsaspora owczarzaki ATCC 30864
Lineage: Eukaryota; Filasterea; Ministeriida; Capsasporidae
Exons: 2
Coding region: 26-649 (207 amino acids)
Biological process (GO): ribosomal large subunit assembly; translation
Cellular component (GO): ribosome
Molecular function (GO): rRNA binding; structural constituent of ribosome
Source: RefSeq, a predicted model, not a curated record